UUUUUUUUUCAUUGUUAUCUUUAUAAUAUGGAAUCUGAUUCUCAAACAAACAAUUCUAUUACAGAACAAACAUUAGGAACAUCAUCAGAUAAUAAUAUAGACCAAACUACAACUGAAAAUGAACAACAAGAACUUGAAGUAGAGACAAAUGUCGCUGAACUUCCAACAAAUACUACAGUAAACGAAUUAAGGCAAAGACAUGUACCUAAUAAAGAUAAUACAAAUGUAACAUUAAAAGCAACAGACAAUUAUAAAGAUGAUGUUAAUUCAAAUGGAGGUGGUUUUUAUGAAUGCAAUAUUUGCUUUGAUACUGCAGUACAUCCAGUCUUAACUGUAUGUGGACAUUUAUUCUGUUGGUCUUGUUUAGCUCAAUGGUUAAAUGCACAAUCUAGAAAUCCAACUUGUCCUGUUUGUAAAGCGGGCUGUGGUAAAGAUAAAGUAAUUCCAAUUUAUGGUCGUGGUAAAGAAGAAAAAGACCCAAGAAAUGACCCGUCUAUACCUACAAGACCAGCUGGACAAAGGCCACCGCCUAUUCGUGAUCCUAAUAGACCUGCAACAUCAUUUUUUGGUCAACCAUUUACUGGAGGUGCUUUUAAUAGAGGAGGAAUAUCAAUUUCUGCAGGAUUUGGGUUUUUUCCAUUAGGCGUCACUUUUGUAAACAAUAAUAUUUCAAAUGGUAAUUCACAGCAACAACAAACACCACAAGGUGCAUUCAUGUCAAGAUUAAUCAUGAUGUUAUUAAGUUUAUUAGUUAUUGCUAUCAUUUUUGCGUAAUUAAAUGUUAUCUAUUCAAGUGGUACUCCUUUUGCUUUAAUUUAUAGUUGCAUAAAUCUAUUAUUUAUACAGUGUGACAGUCCUGUAUUGUACCAAAUCCUCAUAUAAAUAUGUAUAUAAAAAGAGCUCUAUUUCUUUCUAUUAACAAAAUAUACAAAUUCUCAAUUUUAUAUCUCUUGAGCUAAUAUAUGCCAUCUUUAGCCCCGUUUAUUAUCAACACUAUUUCAUUCUAAUGAUAGUUUUGUUAGGACUUUAUUAUUUUCAAAUACACCCUAUAUCUAAUUUUAUCUUUGUACUCUAUGAUGAAAUAAAAAUAAACAAGC
Molecule: messenger RNA, 1097 nt
Organism: Cokeromyces recurvatus
Lineage: Eukaryota; Fungi; Mucoromycota; Mucoromycetes; Mucorales; Mucoraceae
Exons: 5
Coding region: 28-774 (248 amino acids)
Biological process (GO): ubiquitin-dependent protein catabolic process
Cellular component (GO): endoplasmic reticulum
Molecular function (GO): ubiquitin-like protein conjugating enzyme binding; metal ion binding; ubiquitin protein ligase activity
Source: RefSeq, a predicted model, not a curated record